CACUUCAAGAGCGAAUCAAUACCCAAUCAGAGAACAAGAUCAAGAUAUGGCACCUUCAGCCACAACCCCAGUUCCCAAGGACAGCAAUGCCUUGAGCUUCCUCGGCCCUGUCCCAAGGAAGAUGUUUGAGAACCCUCCUCGCAUUCUGAUCAUCGGCGCCGGAUCCCGCGGCAAUGCGUACGCCCAAGGAACUCUAGAUUCCACGAACGGUAUCAUCGCUGCUGUCGCGGAACCCGUGGCGUAUAAACGCCGUGAGUUUGGGAGGAAGUUCAUCUGGGGCGAUGAUGAGGGGGGUGAGGGUAAGAGGGAAGGGCUUGAGUUUGUGGAUUGGAGGGAUUGGGUUGAGUAUGAAACCUCCCGCCGCGCCGCCGCCCGCACGGGCUCCCCCGUUCCCCCCGGCAUCGACGCAGUCUUCAUCUGCGUGCUCGACGAGAUGCACGAACAAGUCCUCGUCGGCAUCGCGCCCUUGAACGUGCACAUUUGCUGCGAGAAGCCGCUCUCGACCAGCCUCGAGAAAUGCAUCAACAUCUACAAAGCGCUUUCUGCUGUUCCCGGGGGAGGUAAAGAGGGGAGGGAUAAGAUCUUUGGCAUCUGCCAUGUGUUACGGUACUCGCCUUUUACGAUGCUGCUGAGGCAGUUGGUGGUAGAGGAAGGGGUUGUGGGGGAUGUUUUGAGUGUUGAGCAUGUGGAGCCUGUUGGGUGGUGGCAUUAUAGUCACAGUUAUGUCCGCGGCAACUGGCGCAACCACUCCACAACCGCGCCCUCGCUCCUCACAAAGUCCUGCCACGACAUCGACUUCCUCCUCUGGCUCCUCUGCACGCCCGGCGGCGCCUCGCACGCGCACAAAUCCACGCCCCCGCACCUCCCCUCGUCAAUCACAUCGACAGGGUCCCGCACCUUCUUCACAAAACAGCGGAAACCGGCGCAAGCGGGGCCAGCGACAAACUGCCUCUCGUGCCCGCACGAACAAGAAUGCAUUUACAGCGCGCGCAAAAUCUACAAAGAGCGGCAUCUGGAUAAGGGGGUUACGGGGUGGCCGGUUAACGUGGUGACGCCGGAGAUUGAGGAGAUUUAUAGGGAUUUGGGGGGAGACGCGGCGGGGGAGAAGCUGUUGCGGGAUUUGGCGGAGGAUUAUACGGAGGAGAGUGAUGUUGGGGAGGUGGAAUCGCGGGGGUGGUACGGACGCUGCGUGUGGGAAUCGGACAACGAUGUGUGCGACGACCAGCACGUUACUAUUCAGUGGGACGCUGAAGAAGGAGGAGGAGGAGGAGGAGGGAGGACAGCAAAGACAGCACAGUUCCACAUGGUGGCGUUCACGCAGAACAUCUGCGCGCGCAGAGGCAGAAUCUACGGCUCGCUCGCGGAAAUCGAGUACGACGCCGACACGAUCCGCGUGCAUGAUUUCCGCUCGGGACAGACGACGGUGCACUCGCCGCACGUGGAGAAGGGCGGGCACGGCGGCGGGGACACGGGGCUCGCGAGGCAGUUCCUGCUCGCUGUGGAUGCGGUGGAGCACGGGGGCGUUGAGGCCGGGGAUGCGCAGAGGAGGUUUCUAGGGUGCGAUUUGGACGAGGUGUUGAGGAGCCAUGCUGCGGUUUUCGCGGCCGAGGAGGCGAGGGUCGGGAGGAAGGUUGUCGAGUGGGCGACGUGGUGGGGGGAGAGGGUUGAGUCGCGGUUGCGAUGA
Molecule: messenger RNA, 1684 nt
Organism: Periconia digitata
Lineage: Eukaryota; Fungi; Ascomycota; Dothideomycetes; Pleosporales; Periconiaceae
Source: the annotation of a GenBank genome assembly